AUGGCUGAUGCGCAAUCAUCCAUUACCGUCGCGAUUCGCGUUCGGCCGUUUACGAUUCGAGAAGCCGCACAAGUUCACCGAGCCGAGGACAACACACUCUUUCUUGGCGAUGGCUCUCUUGCGGGAACGCCAGCCCCCAAGCUGCACCAGCGCGGCAUUCGGAAUGUUAUAAAGGUCAUGGAUGAACGUUGCCUGGUUUUCGAUCCGCCCGAGGAUAGUCCCGUGCACAAAUUCUCCCGGUCGGUUGUCCCCGGCUCGAGAAAGGUCAAAGAUCAAAUUUUUGCAUUUGACCGUGUCUUUGACGAAAACACUACACAGUCAGAUGUCUACGAGGGCACAACAAAAAGCCUCCUUGACAGUGUCCUAGAUGGCUACAAUGCCACUGUUUUUGCUUACGGCGCCACGGGCUGCGGAAAGACACACACAAUUACGGGGACACCGCAAUCGCCGGGAAUCAUUUUCUUAACGAUGCAAGAACUCUUCGAAAAGAUUGAAGAGCGCAGCCAGGACAAGACGACCGAAGUCAGCCUGAGUUACCUGGAAAUCUACAACGAAACUAUCCGUGACUUGCUUGUUCCAGGUGGUACCAAAGCUGGGCUGACUUUGCGCGAAGACAGUAACCAAGCAGUCACAGUUGCUGGCUUGACAAGCCACCACCCCAAAGAUGUGCAGGAAGUCAUGGAUAUGAUUGUUCAGGGAAACGAAUAUCGCACAGUAUCACCGACACAAGCCAACGCCACUUCUUCUCGAUCUCAUGCUGUUUUGCAAGUCAACAUCGCUCAGAAAGACCGAAAUGCUGAUCUCAACGAACCUCACACAAUGGCAACACUCAGCAUUAUUGAUCUUGCUGGCUCGGAGCGAGCCUCUGUGACAAAGAAUCGAGGCGAACGUCUUACCGAAGGUGCCAACAUCAACAAAUCACUUCUCGCAUUGGGCAGUUGCAUCAAUGCACUUUGUGACCGUCGACAACGCGCGCACGUCCCAUAUCGCAACAGCAAGCUCACGCGAUUGCUGAAAUUUUCGCUUGGUGGCAACUGCAAAACAGUCAUGAUUGUUUGCGUUUCGCCUUCUAGCGCCCAUUUCGAUGAGACUCAAAACACACUCCGUUACGCGAACCGAGCCAAGAAUAUCCAGACGAAAGUGACCCGAAAUGUCUUCAACGUCAACCGCCAUGUCAAGGACUUUUUGGUCAAGAUUGAUGAGCAAAUGGCACUCAUUACUGAGCUCAAGGCUCAACAAAAGGACGCCGAGAAAAUCUCUUUUGCAAAGUUCCGAAAACAGUACGACAAGAGAGAUUCUGUGGCUAGAGAAGGAGUGCAACGUCUUCGCACAGCCUACGAUAACGCCGCCGCUGAUAGACAUGAGCGCAUCCAAAACAUGAAAAGGCUUAAAGGCUUUGAGAGAAGAAUCUCACUAUUGAAUGGCUGGGUUGCGGCUUUCGAUGCAGUGUGUGCGAAAAGGGCCGACAUUGGUCCGAUGCCUGACAAUCUCUCUGCUGUUCGCAAAACCGCCCAGGGUAUCCUCAUUGAAUUGGAGCAUAGCCGCCAGCACAUCCAUCAGAAGCUCGAGCACUCAACUUGGGAGCGUCACAUUGACACUGCAUUGGCCCACAGCAUUCAGCAGUUGCAGACCACCGAAGGCUCCGACACCGGAGAGGUUAAUGACCUCCAGCGAGAAGCCGAACUGAUCAAGGCGAAUUUCAGCCGCGAAGCUUACCGCGAAGUUCUGGAACAAGAGAAGUUCGGCGAUGCGGCAAUGGUUCAGAUGCUUCUGACUGCUCAAUUCGAAAUUUUGACCUCGCUCUCUGAUAUCUUGGCUAUGGACGAGCAGAGCGCAGUGUCUCAUGCAAAGGGGGUCUUUAGCAAAUUACUGCAAACCGGUUUCACUUCGGCGGCACAAGUCGUUAGACCUGACGACUCCGCUUCCAUAAGUAGCUCGAGCUCUUUCUUGCAAAAAGGUUCGGUGAAGAAGAGUUACCUUUUUGGACAAGCCAAGCCAUUCGAGGCUCCAGCGUUGGCUGCAUCAGAACCGGAGAAUGUCAUGACCAGCCCUCUUAAAUGCUCACCGAGAAGGCGUAAGGUGCUUACUUCGGCCAAAAAAGCUGUCACAUUCACACCUGUGAAGAAGAACAAAAAGAGCGGCGUGAGGUGGCGAGAUGACGAGACAGAGGAGGGUACCCUCGCGGACUUUGAGAAGACGCCUAAGAAUCUGAAGUCGCCCGAGGGGCUACUGGAAGCGGCUCCUAUCAUCGAGCAGUCUUCAGAAGAGGCCAUAGUCACGAGCCACGAUCAAUCCACAGAGGAUGAGUCAACCUUGAUUAUCCCUGAGGCGACGAGUCUCAAUCUUGCAAAACCCAGUCGCUUCCAGGCGGGAUUCCUCAGCAAGUCGUCUCGGCCUUCCAUGCUGCCAAACGGAUCACCAUCACCCCAGCCACCAACGCUCAGCCCUGGCCUACCACCAGGCCCUCUAGAAACCACGCAAGACUCACCUCUCAGAACCCUCGACGUCACUCAGAGUGGCAAUAUGUCGCCACCACCUUUGCCGCAGGGAAUUAGAAACAGUCCUCAAUGCUCUCUGCAGACAAUCGCGGAUGAAAACUGCCCACCCUCAGCUGCCGCCUCAGGGUCGGACUCGGACUCCAGCUUGCUUGAUCAGCGUAAGCUUCGCAAUGCGAUGCACUCGGCCAAAAAGGAGCUGCCCCGUAGAGUGAGCGCUCUUGGCGCUGUAACUGCAUCUAGCGCAAGACGCAUAUCUUCGGUCGGAUCAACAACGGGAGAUCGCGUGGGAAGUCGUCCUAGCCUGUCGGGUUCUCUUGCUAGCUCAACCAAUGGCAUAUCACGACACCGUCGAGGAAGCUUGGAGCGGAAGCGAAAUUCACCUAUGUCGUGCUCACCUCCUCAGUGCAAGGAUCGCAAUCUUACUGCCUCUCAGGCGAGGCGGAUGAAUCUCGGCGGUAGUGUUCGCGUCGAGAAUACGGCCAGCCCAAUCAAUCCAGCAGUUAACCAGACUCGCCGCGUCACUAUCAGCGUCGGGGCGCCAGCUUCGGUACUCCGGCGACAAGAAAGCAAGGGGAACAUGGCCCUUCGAUAA
This is a messenger RNA of Beauveria bassiana ARSEF 2860, 3090 nucleotides long. RefSeq names its product kinesin-like protein. Bases 1 to 3090 code for a protein of 1029 amino acids. The transcript has 4 exons. The record is from RefSeq and is a predicted model, not a curated record. Gene Ontology annotation, biological process: microtubule-based movement. Lineage: Eukaryota; Fungi; Ascomycota; Sordariomycetes; Hypocreales; Cordycipitaceae. Gene Ontology annotation, molecular function: ATP binding; microtubule binding; microtubule motor activity.